Copidosoma floridanum is the source of this 3877-nucleotide messenger RNA. RefSeq names its product roundabout homolog 2. Gene Ontology annotation, biological process: cell-cell adhesion; axon guidance; Roundabout signaling pathway. The record is from RefSeq and is a predicted model, not a curated record. Gene Ontology annotation, molecular function: axon guidance receptor activity; protein binding. NCBI's taxonomy places the organism in Eukaryota, Metazoa, Arthropoda, Insecta, Hymenoptera, Encyrtidae.
ACAAUUGUUGCAGUUUUACGGGACGAGUUUCGCGUGGAGCCACAAAACACGCGAGUGGCUGCGGGUGGAACGGCACUUCUAGAGUGCGGUUCACCUCGAGGAUAUCCAGAACCCACACUUCAAUGGAAGAAAAAUGGCCAUAUUAUAGACUUUGAAAGUAAUAAGAGAAUGUCGCUAGUUGAUGGUGGUAAUUUGAUGAUAAGCGAUGUCAAGCAAUCUGACCAAGGCAAAUAUCAGUGCGUCGCCACGAAUGUCGUAGGAAUCCGAGAGUCAGCUAUUGCAAUUCUUACAGUAAAUGUGAAACCAUAUUUUUUGAAAGCGCCAUCAAAUCAAACGAUCCUAAUGGAUCAGACAGCUGAAUUUUCCUGCCGAGUUGGAGGUGAUCCACCGCCUGAUAUACUGUGGCGUAGGCAUGAUGGUAAAAUGCCAAUUGGCCGUGGCCAUAUACUUGAUGACAAGAGCCUCAAAAUAGAGCGGGUUACAACUUCAGACCAGGGAACUUACAUUUGUGAGGCGGAGAAUGGCGUUGGAACAAUUUCUGCUAGCGCUACGCUCACCGUUUACUCGCGGCCUGUCUUUACCAACUUCCCUAAAGACGAAUCAGUAAGCCCUAACUCAGAAGUAACGUUUGCCUGCUCAGCGCGAGGUAUGCCACAGCCCUCAAUAUUUUGGACACGUGAAGGCUCGCAAGAGUUAAUGUUUCCUGGCCAUGUGUACCAGGAUCGCUAUACUGUUGCUGAUAAUGGUAGUUUACACAUCAAGCUGGUUACACUUAAAGAUGAAGGUCAUUACGUUUGCAGCGCCAUUAGUCAAGUUGGUGCUACCACAGCCACAGUCUUCCUUUCGGUUGCGUCGACUGAAGAAGUACCGCCACCAAUAAUUGAGCUGGGCCCAGCCAACCAGACUUUGCUGUUAAAAAGUAGUGCCUCACUACCCUGCCGGGCCGUAGGUACGCCAACACCCAAGAUUAACUGGCACAAAAAUGGUCAGCUUGUUCAUCUGGGUAGCCGAAUAACGAUGGCCAGUAAUGGCAGCCUUUUUAUUGAAGAUCUACAGAACGGUGACUCAGGAAUGUACACAUGUAUUGCCUCUUCUGAGUCUGGCAACACUUCCUGGUCAGCAGCCCUAAGUGUUAGUUCCUCGACGACUCUUCAUCGCACUCCUGAUAUAAGCGAGCGCCCGCAGAAUCCCAGUAAACCACGCAUUGUCAAUACAACCAGCAACUCAGUCACUAUCACUUGGAGUCCUGGUCAUGAAGGUGCUAGUAAGAUCAAUGGCUACCAUAUUGAGUACUUCAGUAGCAAUCUUAAUACUGGGUGGGUUAUCGCUGCCAGUGGCAUCACUGAAGAUACUUUUACGGUUACGAAUCUGAAGCCUGACACAAACUACGUGUUUUUGGUGCGAGCGGAAAACAGUCAUGGUAUGUCGUUGCCUGGGCCAAUAUCCGACAUUGCUCAUACGAUAAGCACUGAUCAACACGUGGUUCCUGAGACCGAGCUGAUUCGCGCUCGAGAUCGCUUGAAUAGCGACAUUUUGCAGCUGCGGGACGUCAUAUCUCUAAGCAGCACAAGUGUCAAAAUUGUCUGGGAUAUUCUCGGCGCUCCAGAUCUUGUUGACGGACUAUACAUUCGCUACCGCGAAAUGUCAGAUCAGCCGCCUGAAUAUCAAAUGGUUACUGUUAUGAACGCUGGAGCCACUAGCUACGUACUGACAGGCUUAAAAAAGUAUACGCGUUAUGAAUUUUUUCUGGUGCCAUUUUAUAAAACCAUCGAAGGAAGGCCAAGUAAUGUAAGACUCGCAAUGACGCUUGAAGACAUACCAUCGAGCCCACCACAGGACGUUCACGUUGGCAUGAUAAAUUCAACGUCAGCAUUCGUUAGAUGGUCCCCACCUCCAAAAAAUAACCACAAUGGACAGCUGGUUGGAUAUAAGAUACAGAUAAAAAGUAACAACAGCAACAAAAUACUGGGUCAGAUGUCUUUAAACACUUCAACAACAUCAGUGAUAAUAAACAGCUUGGUCAGUGGGGGCCUGUAUACAGCUCGAGUGGCCGGAUUGACCAGCAUCGGGCCAGGACCAUUCUCAAACCCUACUAUUUUGAAUAUGGAUCCUGGACAGAUGAGCCAACAACAACCACCACGGUUGGAUCCGAGCCAUAGAAGAUCGCUUUUUCGGGAAACCUGGUUCGUCGUGCUUCUGGUCUUAAUGCUGUUCAGCGUGUUUGCAGCUCUACUUGGAGCGUAUUACGUGAGGCGGCGCCAGUUCUUAAGUAAGCAACUCGGACAUUUAAGCGUGCCUGUCGGAACAGCAAAUGAUGUAUGCCAGUUGAACAAAGAUAGCCUGUGGCUUGAGAGAGGGUGGAGGCCCACUAAUACUCUACAGGCUGGUGGAAGUGGAAGUGGAAGUGGUGACGGUACUGACAAGGAAUGUGAGACAAAACUUCUCAACAACCACGUGCUAGGAGCUGGUAUCAUCGGUAUGUCUGGCUCUGAGUAUGCUGAAGUGAACUUGACAACUUUUUACAAUACACGUAAGCCUUCAGCACCACCCGAGCCGUACGCUACAACAACUCUCUGCGUGGCCAACCGAAGUCCUGAUUCGAUGGAGACGAGCGGCCAAAAAUCAAGCUCAAGCGACUCUUGUCUCAAACCUGACUACUCGAGUCUCGAAUCAGCGCAAGAGCAUAACAAGUCAACACUCUCACCAAGUAGUGACAACGCCAGCAGUGUCUACAACGACGAAAUUGCAGAUAAUGCACGCCGUCAACAGUCCCAGCAAACUCAGUUACCUAACUGGUGUGACAUGCUACCUCCACCUCCAGAGCAUCCACCACCCGUGGCUGCAGUUACAGGUUCGCUCUCAAGUCGCUUACAUCAACAACAGCAUCAACAACAAAACACAACCUUUAACCCACAUCUAGGCAAGCGCACUACUAGUAGCCAGAAUGGUUUGGACUGCAAUUUUCAAAGUCCACCGACGCCACCUCUACGGACUGAUGGAAAUAUUAAUGGCUUUAGUAGCUCUCCAACACCUUGGGGAUACUCCGAGACAAUUAGUCAGCAACAGCCACGCUACACCAGCCUACCACCUCAGACAAUCCCACCUCCAGUACCAUCGUUUCCUCAAAACUUUGGCCACUAUGAUGCCUAUCGUAUGCAAGAGAAUGAAUAUGAGAGUGGCUCACUAAUCUAUGGUCACCACCAAAAUGGACUUAACGGUCUUUAUCAGCCUGUCAAUGACGACUGGGAUCGUAAGUCUUGCGACUCUAACAGUCACUCUGACAUGUGCUGCUCUUGCUCUGAGUCAAGCUGCCUUUAUGCCGAAACGAUGGAUUAUACAUCAGCCCAAAAACAUCAACAACAGUUUAUUCACUCACCAGAGCAGCUCAACCCUACAGUCCACCAAUCGAGCAGCACAUGCUCGCGCACUAGUCGGAGCCCCCGUCGGCGGAAUCGCUCAAGCUCUCCAAGCUACAGUACCGACAGCAACUACUCGUGCAUGAUCCAACGAAAUGCCCCAAAGAUCAUCAAUUCACAGGAUAGACUGAGGCAUACCCGAGGAAAAGAUAAAAUUCCAAGCUUUACGAGGUCUGGCAUCCACCUGCAUCACAGCUCCUCCACCACAAACUCGCUAGGCAACUCCACUAGCCAACGAUACAACAAACUCGGUGGUCUCUUUAUAAACAGUGGAUCUGGCUGUAACCCUUCCGAGGCAAACCAGCUCAGCAAAAAUCAUGAUAGUUAAGCUGGUUAGUCAGCUGUCUAGUUACCAACUCACCCUCUUUUUAUUCUUUCUAAAAUCACACUGCAUGUUAUUGGGAUGUGACAUGUAGACAUUACUUAGUUACAAAUAUGUUAUCUGCAUGCCUGGCAUUACU